Mercenaria mercenaria is the source of this 25020-nucleotide messenger RNA. RefSeq lists its product as uncharacterized. Gene Ontology annotation, molecular function: calcium ion binding; protein binding. The record is from RefSeq and is a predicted model, not a curated record. NCBI's taxonomy places the organism in Eukaryota, Metazoa, Mollusca, Bivalvia, Venerida, Veneridae. The coding region runs from base 631 to 23223 and encodes 7530 amino acids. The transcript is spliced from 137 exons.
AAUGCCGAAUACAUAUCAAGGUUAAACAUACUGGUGCUAAACCUAGAUGCGUCACUCUGUUUUGACGAAACAAGCUGUCUCAUCAAUGCAACUAUAUUUGAAAACACUGAUUUUGUGCUCCCAGUAUGUGAUUAUAACAAACAGGUUAUAAUACCAGACUUUAGUCUCACAGAAUGGAAGGAAACACAUAAUUCAGACGCGUCUGAAAGACCAUCCGAAUUUUUGUCGGCCGAGCUGUUUGAAUAUCUUGGUUUCGCUGAAUAUUUGACAUCGGAAUGUACUAUCGACCAGAUUACAGAUCAGACAUUUGCCGACGAAUGCAUAGAUUCCAAACCAAUUUGGUUUGCCGAGGAUGACGGCUCUCUUUAUUGCACAUUUAAAGAGUCUUGCACCAACAUCAAGUGUUGCUUUAACUCAGCCGAUCUUGGAAGAUCAUUUUCAAUUGAGUUAGAUGUCAGACCAUGUGACUUCGAAAUUGCCGCUACAAUUGAAAAGUUCAGCUGGAAAUCAACACUCGUUGGAUAUGAGUACGGAAAGCAGAAAACGUUAUCGUUGUUUGGAUUAAUUUCCUUGAAAUACACCAUUUUCGAUAUCGAAGCUGAGGGUGAAUACAUAGUGGAUCUACAGUUGAUGCUCUGCACAGAGCCAGACGGGCCAUAUCUAUUUGAUGAACGCAUCCUAAACCAUCACAGACUACAAAAGACAAAAUGUGACUGGUCGACAUCUGCUCAAAGAAAUGACGAAUUUGACCUUACGGACUGGAUGGCUUCAAAAGAUCUUCAACUACAUUCCUUUUCGCAACAUGGAACAGAGUUUUUGAUGGAAGCUCUUGGCUUUGGAAAAUUUCUUUUAGACCCCUCCUGCAAAACAAGUGAUAUUAUUUAUGACACAGAUUUUGGCUGUUCCUAUAUUGGUGACGCAUUCCAGUCGCUUCCAUCAAAUAUGCGCUGCAGAAUGCAUUCAGAUUGUAUGAUGACAGAAUGUUGCAUAGAUACAGAAGAAAUUGGCCGAUCAUUUAGGGUGACAAUAGAUUUCGAUCCUUGCAACUACAAGCUGUCAAUCGAGAUUGAAAAUUUCAGGAAUACGAUUCUCUUAUUUGGCUUCGAAUUUGGAUCUGAACAAAAUAUUUCGUUGUAUGGUGUUGUUAGUGUACGGUAUCAAAUUGACGAUCUUCAAAUAGAAAACAUGUUCAGGAUCAGUGCUUCUGUGGAAGUGUGUCUUGAUAAAACAACGUGUCUAAUCGAUUCACUGGUGCUUGACAGAACAACUUUUCCAAAGCCAGUAUGUUCUAAAGAAGUGCAGCAAAGCUUCGCUAUAAAAGAUUUCUCACUUUGGACCUGGAUGAAUAACUUCAAUCUGAGUCAAAACGUAAAUACAUUACCAGACAACAUAUCGUCGAUCCUUCUAAACGAUCUUGGCAUUACACCAUACUUACUGACGGAUUCAUGCGCAAUUGGUCAACCACCAUUCUAUAACGCUGGAUGGAAUAGUGAUAGUUGCCAGCUUGGUACAAACCUGCCUGGCGACAUAAGUGACAUAUCCUGCGCUGUAUCAUCCGUUUGCACCUCUAUAUCUUGCUGUCUGCCUGUUCCGCUCUUUGAUAGAAGUUUGAAAAUUGUCGCUGAUGUCAAUCCAUGUACACAAUCAAUGACAUUGGGAAUUGAGAGGUUGCUGUUUACGACAAGUUUAAUUGAAUAUACCUUCGGACAAGAGGAAUAUAUUUGGCUCGGAGGAGUUUUCAGACUUGAAUAUACUAUUCACGAUCUUCCCAGCUUAAAUCAGUAUCUAGUUUCCAUGACAAUAGAAGUAUGUUGGGACAAAGAUGAAGAAUUUUGUGAAACUUAUUUACAUCUUGAAAACCACCCGCUGCCGAAAAUAGCAUGCAAUUUCAAAUCUGGCUUCAAUAUACCUGAUUUUUCAAUCUCAGCCUGGCUUGGAAAUCACAAUCUAAUCCAGGGUAGCCUUCUUGAUCCAGACAUUCGAAAUGUUUUGCUAGCAGAAUUGGGACUGAGUAAUUACCUCACUGACAAGCAAUGCAAUUAUACAAGUCUGGUCGCUCAUGUUGAUCAAAAUGGCUGGAUAGACGACUGUCGCAGUCCAUUCAGGAAUUUACCAAGCAUGUCAAACGGUAUCGUGUGUUCACUUUUUGAUGACUGUACAUCUGUGAAAUGCUGCAUGAAUGUAACUGAUAUAGGAUACAACCUUCAAGUUUCCUUAGAUAUAGACCCCUGUCGACAAAUAUUGAACGUUAACAUCGAGAAACUGGAAAACGAGAUACUACUUAAUGACUAUGAGUUCGGUACGCUCGAGGAACUUUGGCUCUUUGGCAUAUGCAGAAUGCGAUACGUAAUUUUUGAUCUAGAAGGUGAACGGAAAUACCAUGUGAGUAUGAACGUCAGUAUAUGUUUAGAGUCGGACUUACCUUGCGAAUACACGUACGUGGUAUUUCAUGAUACAAAGCUGCCGAAGACAGCCUGCCUAUGGGGGCCGCAGUCUACAAGAAAUGAAGACUUUUCGCUCUCUAAUUGGGUGGCCGACUUCAAAGAACAACUGCCUGAUGACGUCACAACUUGGCCAGAUUAUGCUCUAAAACUUAUGUAUAAUGACAUGGGUAUUGCUGAUUUCAUGUCUGAAGUUUCUUGCAUUUACGGACAAUAUCCGUAUGAUCGCAUCAAUGGCACAAGAAAUGAAUGUCCUUUGCAUCAUGGUACUUUGCCGUCGCUGGAGCACGUGACGUGUCACUUCCGGAAGUCGUGCACAGCUAUCGAUUGUUGCAUUGACGAGCUAUCACUUGGCAGAUCUGUUAAUAUUUUCUUCAAUAUUGAUGCCUGCGAAAUGUCUCUUUCUCUUGGAAUCGGAAAAUAUAUGUUUAAUUUGAGUUUAAUCGACUAUCAUUUUGGUACCAAGGAAUAUUUUUGGUUGCGGGAUAUCAUAAGGCUCGAUUUUCAACUUUACAAUUUACCUGAAAAUGAAGCGUUUGUUGUUAAUCUGGAUGUAAGUGUUUGUUUGGAGACAGCCGGUAUCUGUUCCCUUACGGGAAGCCUCUUCUCGGGAACAACUCUUCAAAAGCCGAUAUGCAAUAUGAAUGAAGGUUUUAAAAAUGAAAACUUCUCCUUCAUAAGAUGGAUGGAAACUCACGGCUACGUUGUUGAUGAUACAAUUACUAGCCUUGACAAAUCGAUGCUAAUGGAUGAACUUGGAAUUGCAAGGCUUUUGUUAGACACUGAAUGUGAUCCGGAAAGCAUUAGAAAUCAGAAUAUGAACAACAGCAAUUCCGCAUGUUCUCUACAACGCAAGUUGGAAGACCUACCUGAAGAUUUGGCAUGCCAUCUCACAGAGUGCACCCGUUUAGAAUGUUGUAUGAAUGUAGAGCCACUUCAACAAAAAUUUGAAAUAACCCUCAGCAUUGACGCUUGCACAUACAGCAUGGUUAUAACAAUUGAAAAUCUUAUACUGGAAUAUUCGCUCUUUGAUUUUGACUGGGAAAGUGAACAGAAAGUGAAUAUGCAGGGUGUGAUACGUUUAACAUUCACAUUAGAAAAGUUAGAUGGUGAAAACGCAUUUAUAAUAACACUAGCUGUUAAUGCAUGCCUCGAAUCGCAGUCACCAUGUUACUUCGAGUACACUAUAUUCGACAAGGCUAAAUUCCCUAGGAACUUCUGUGAUUACGAUGUGAUUGAUUCGUUUGCAAUAGAAGAUUUUUCCCUGUUGGAAUGGAAACUUAACCACGACCUUGAAAUAAGUUCUCCAAUUGAAUCACCAAACACGGACAUAUUAUUCCACGAUUUUGGUUUGGCAACAUAUUUUAGGAACGACCAAUGUGAAGCAGACAGAUCAAAUACAACUUCAGGAUGGAAGAAUGAAUGCCCUCACUUGACAGGUCUUGCAGUCUUGCCAUCAACUAUUUCGUGUUCCUAUUCUGAAAGUUGCACAUUAAUUAACUGUUGUUUAGUGGAAACAAACACGGGAAGAAGCAUAUCUUUUGGACUAGAAAUCGACAGGUGUAAUUAUUUAAUUCGCAGCUACAUAGAAAACAUGGAAAUGACGAGAAAUUUCUACAGCUUUACAUGGGAUGAAACCAGACAACUGAAUUUCGGAGGAAUAGUGCGACUAGACUUUUCCGUACACGAAUUAGAAAGUGAGAAAACAUUUCUAUUAUCAGCGGAACUGAAAGUGUGUUUCGAGGCAUCCCUUCCCUGUGAAUUGACUGCUGAAUUAAUUGAUCAAGUGAUAAUUCCGAAAGUUCCAUGCUUGUGGAAGAGAGAUUUUGUGAUUCCUGACUUUUCCCUACAGACUUGGCUUUCAGACGAGAAUUUACAGCCAGUCUUUCCGCUGGACGACUAUUCUUCUUCUAAGUUGCUGGAUCUUCUAAAUAUAUCUCCAUUUCUAAAUUCCGAAGCCUGUCAUGUUCCAAAUACAGAUGCAGGAUCAUGGAUUACAGACUGUCCUAAAAGUAUCGAUGUACCUACUCUACCACAAAACGCGCAGUGUCACAUAUCCGACAGCUGCACUGCAGUGACAUGUUGUCUGUAUGUAGAGACAUUUAACCAUACAUUUCAAAUACACAUGGAUGUUGACCCAUGUGCCUAUGUAAUGUAUUUGGCAAUAGAGCGGUAUGAAUAUUCUACGCUCCUGUUCAACUAUACUUGGGGGAAGACAGAGGACCUAUGGCUGUUUGGAGUUGUAAGAAUAAGGGCGUCAGUUCAUGAUCUAGUAGGCGAAGCCGCAUACCUUAUCAAUAUGAACGUCAGUAUUUGUUUUGAAACGCAUUCAGCGUGUCAAUCUGAGAUCCGAAUCUUCGAAAAUGCGUUGCUUCCAAAGACGACAUGUGAAUGGGAUGCAGAUUUUGUAGAGAAAGAUUUCAGUUUACAAUCGUGGCUUAGUAAGUACGGAUUAGAAUCUGAUGACCCUUUGGACCAAACAUUCAUCCGAAUUCUCUUGGAUGACCUUCAAAUAUCAAAUUACAUGGACGACCAGUGCAAUUUUGGAGUUUUCAAUGCAUCAGUCGAUAUGUGGAAUAAUGAGUGUCCUUUUGCUGUCGAAACUAAUGAGCUUCCCGACUCCAUUGUUUGCCUAGUGCCAACGUUCUGUACUGGAGUUCAGUGUUGUACAAAAAUUGAUAUCUUACAACGAAAUAUCCGUUGGUUCGUCUACAUCCAUGCUUGUACAAAUACCCUGGAAAUCGGAAUUGAGAAGAUGAAAUUUACACUAGAUCUGCAACAGUAUGACUUUGGCACUGAAAGAACCGCUAGUUUGCAAGGAUUCGUUAGGCUGAGAUUUACUAUCGAAGAUUUAAAGAAUGAAGGUGUUUAUCAAAUGUCUUUGGAUUUCGGGUUAUGUUAUAAUGCCCAAACAGCUUGCGAUUACACGCUGGGGAUAUUCAGAAAUACAAAACUUCAGAAACCUCUCUGCGACAUGAGUACUGGCUUUAACAUCCCAGAUUUUUCUAUACAAGAAUGGCUAGAAACGAGAGGACUAGAAGGUGGAAAUCUGAAUACGUUAGAUUUAUCGCAACUUUAUAGUGAUCUUGGAAUAUCAACGUAUGUGUUUGACAAUGCUUGUGCCGUAGUUCAAACUCCAUACACGUGGACAUCAGAUUGUCCUCUUGACGUAGAGCUACCAGCAUUGACAUCAACAAUGAGUUGUUACCUACAUUCAACAUGUAACGCUGUCACCUGUUGUAUAAUGUCCCCGUUACUUCAACGUAACUUGACCACAAUGUUGUCCGUAAAUCAGUGCAAUAUGACUCUGACCCUUGCUAUAGAAAAACAAACAUUCACAGUUCCCCUUCUGGAUUUCGAAUGGAGUGCUUCGAAAGAGAUAGACUUGUUUGGUGUCGUGAGAGUCAGUUAUGCGUUGGAAAACUUGGACCUGUCGAACAAAUUCAUAUUCAAUCUAAGAGUGAAAGUGUGCCUUGAGUCGCAAUCAGAUUGUGAAACAGAUGCUGUUGUUUUCAACAACACCUUAUUGACCAAACUGCCAUGCGCAUUGGAUAACAGUUUUGUUAUUACUGACUUCUCACUCACGUCAUGGCUAGAUCGGAAAGGAUACCAGUACUCGAGAUUUUUGGGCAGCGACAUUUCCACUGAAUUAUUAGAGAUACUUGGUAUUGUUGGAUAUCUGCAGGAAGAAGAAUGUGACAGAAAGACAGAAUUAUAUUCCCCAAACGUAUAUGGUUGGAAGAAAAGCUGCUUACUCGGUGUAGACACCAGCCCAUUGCCGAAUGCACUGUCUUGUGUUCUCCAAGAAUCCUGUACAUCAGCUGAUUGCUGUGCUGACGUCGCCUUGAUUGAUAAAUCUUUUAACCUUAGGUUUGAUUUGGAACCGUGUAACAAUCGACUUACAGUUGCAAUCGAACGACUGCAUUUUAACAUAAACCUCAGAGACUAUUCUUUUGGUACAACGGAAAAGUUUUGUCUGUUUGGAGUUGCUUGCCUGGAGUAUAACAUCCAAGAUCUCCUUCGGUCAGGAGUUUAUAUAGUCGACUUACUGAUCCGUGUAUGUUUUGAAACAACUGGAACAUGUUAUAUAGAAGCACAAGUAAUGAAUGCAGCAGUAUUGCCAAAACGUGCGUGUAGCUGGGAGGACGCAAAUAAUGUUCAAAAUUUUACUCUAAAUCACUGGUUUGAGGACAGAGGUAUUCAACCGAUGACUGUUUUGCCGUCGUAUUUGGCAGCACAACUAAUGAACGACAUAGGAUUGUCAACGUACUUAUCAGAAGACAGCUGUUUAUUGAAUGGUGACACAUUUAACGCAACAAGUCUGUUCUGUGUAUCAGAUUGUCCAUUGAAUUUAGAAAGCAUAGAGACAUCUGAUGACAUAGCUUGUUAUAUCCAAAAAUAUUGUACAGCAGUUGAUUUGUGUGCUUACAUUCCACUAAUUGACAGAAAUAUACACGCAUACUUGCGACUGCAUACUUGCAAUUCAUCGCUUGAUGUUGGAAUUGAACAAUUCAGAUUUUUCGUUAGCUUGUCCGAUUACGAAUGGGGAACGAAGACAGAAUUUAUUCUAAAAGAUGUGAUUCGACUUGGAUUUCAAGUUUGGGAUUUAAACGACAAAUACGUUGCUGACCUUGUAUUGAAAGUUUGUUUUAACGGUCCACCUUGCGAGCAUACAUAUACGAUAUUCAGACACACUGAACUCCCUAAACUUCAAUGCGACUGGAAUAUGGAUUUCAGAAAUGAAUCAUUUUCUCUAUCCGAAUGGAUGGAAGACAGAAAUAUAUACCCCGGUUCAAUAACUGAUGCAAGGAGAAAAGAACUUUAUGAAGAUACAGGACUCGCCGCAUAUAUAAGUGAUACAUUGUGCAACACCAAUGUUUACCCAUAUAUCCCGUCUGAAAAUGGAUGGAAUUCUGAAUGCGGUGUUGACUUGGAUGUUUUACCACUUCCUGAUUACAUAUCCUGUUUUGUAUCUGAAGUGUGUACGUCAGUCCGAUGCUGUUUAGCGAUCGAUAGUAUUCAGACAUCUGUAACGUUCUUUAUAACACUAGAUGCUUGUGACAAGAUAUUACAAGUAGGGAUUGAAAAUAUGAAAAUAGAAAAAGAUCUGUACAACUUCGACUACGGAUCACCAGAGCAGUUCUACUUGUCUGGGAUUUAUAGAAUAGACUAUAUGAUAGAAGAUUUUCAUGGGGGUCGAAUGUACUCAUUGGAUGUAAAUGUCAGCGCCUGUUUUGAAAGCAAUAAUGACUGUGAAUACAAAGUACCAAUUUUCUCUAAAACAGUCGUGCCGAAGGUGUCUUGUAGUUGGGAAAACGGAUUCAGUAAAGAUGAUUUUGCACUUGACACAUGGUUAGAGCACAACGAGAUUGACCCAGCCAUUACUCUUGCACCUACAUAUUUUGACAUGCUCAUGGAAGACUUAGGCAUAAGUCAGUACAUAACAGCCGAAAACUGCUGGACGUCGUCAAAUAACUCGACAUGGAGCAAUGCAUGCCCUUUAUCACUGAGUCUGCCGGAGCUUCCAGACAAUGUGACAUGCACAAUCGACUCCAGCUGUUUGAAAAUAGAAUGCUGCUACCUUGUCAGUGAGCUGAAUCAUGCGUUUAGCAUUUCAAUGCACGUAGAUGACUGUAACUAUCAACUCACAGCAAGCAUCGAACAGUUACAAAUGGAAAGGAAACUUUCAUUCUUUGAUUUCGGGCAAGAGAUUGCAUUUGACCUUGAUGGGUUAUUGCUCUUACGUUUCAUGGUGACGUACUUGGACGUAAAAGAUAGCUACGCAUUGCACUUAGAUACAGAGCUGUAUUUACAAGGAAAAGGUUCACCGUCUGAAACACUGAAAUUACUCAAUGAUGUUACUAUACCACGCAUGCCAUGCCAAGCUGACAGCAACUUUAAGGAUUCAAACUUCUCACUAUCGGAUUGGACGUCACUGAUGAAUAUAGAAGAUAUGUCUGACUUUACAGAAUAUCAUGUCGCUCGUCUUCUAGAGGAUAUAGGCAUUUCUGACUUUAUGUUACCAUCACGUUGUUCACUACCAAAUGAUGUAAUUGGAAACCUUGGCUGUCCAACAGAAGUAGCAUUACCAGAUUUAGACUCCUUUGUAUCAUGUAUUUUAAUAGAGGAGUGUAUGGGAAUUCAAUGUUGUAUCCAAACCUCUGACAUUCCAGUAGCAUUCAAUAUCAGUUUCCACAUUGAUACAUGUAAAGAACGGAUAACAGUCACCUUAGAAAAAUUACAGUUUACUGUGCAAUUCCAAGAUUUCAACUGGGGUACUAUUGAACGAUUUUAUUUGUUUGGAGUCAUUCGCUUAGCAAUUGAAAUAUCAGAAUUGGUAGGAAAACAAUUAUACACAGUGUCCAUGAAUGCAAGCAUCUGCUUUGACGCUUUUGAUUCUUAUAAUACAAAUAUAGAGGUUCUGCGAAACCUUGCACUUAUUGCUGCACCAUGUGACUGGACAAGUGGAUUCAUUGAAAAAGAUUUUGACUUUCCAAAGUGGAGAAAUGCGUAUGACUAUAACUCGAGUUUAGCCUUAACAGAGACUGGUACUGAUGUUUACAUGUCUGCCAUUGGGGUGUCUGUAUACAUACAACCUCUGCAGUGCAACGGGUCAGCUUUUCCCUAUGUCAGUUUAGAUGAAAAUGGAUGGUCUAAUGAAUGCACGAAAACGUAUUUACAACUUGAACCACUACAGGACGGAACUAAGUGUUACCUAGAUAAUACGUGUUCAAAAUUUGACUGUUGUUCAUAUGUAACGACACUGGACCGAUCAUUCCACACAAGUUUUGAACUUGAUCAUUGUAGACGUGUUUUAUCGAUUGGAAUUGAACGAGUGACUAGAAAAGUUGUUUUAACAACGUUUGAAUGGGAUACAUGGCAGCGCACAAGCUUAAAUGGGUUUAUUACAAUUGACCACUUAGUGAGACAUCUUCCAAUCAGAAAGCUCUUUAUUUUAUCCGUUGAACUGUCUAUAUGUCUGGACAAGACUAACUGUGCCAUCAGCAUGUCAUUACUGAAAGAUGUAAUUCUACCACAAACACCUUGUGAAUGGAACCCUGAUUUCAGCCUAAAAGAUUUUUCCUUGACCCAAUGGAAAUUGGACAGAGAGCUAGAUCUAAACAAUACUCUGAGCUUUCCCCACCGUCUGGAACUAACCAGUGAUAUUGGAAUAGAACCGUAUUUAACAAAUGGGCAAUGUAGUGAUGUAAUACCAAGCGAGGCAACAGAUUGUAUUGUACCAUCUACAUUUCCUGAUACUGUAUGCAGUAUGUCAGACAACUGUGGAAGUGUGCAAUGUUGUAUUUUCUCGGAUGUUCUGCAAAGGCACAUCUCUUAUAACCUUAACUAUGACCAAUGUAACCAUAUGAUAUAUGUUCAAAUUGAAACGUUCACUAAAAGCAUUUCAUUGUAUGAAUACACAUACGGAACACUGAUGACAUUUUCCCUGUACUCCGUUUUUCGUAUCGGGUUUUCUGUCGAUCAUCUGAAGUAUUUCGAAACAAACAUAUUAAGCCUUAACAUCAGUGAAUGUUACGAAUAUAACGAGAAGUGUACAACAUCUGUUGAAGUAUUGAACCUUGAUAGUUUCCCGGAUCAAAACUGUCAAACAGACAAAACUUACAAUAAAGAAGACUUUUCCUUAUACAUGUGGCUUCAUGAAAAUAAUAUUACUGAUUCUUCGACAUUGGGAGACGUUGCUAAAUCUAGGAUUUUGAAAGACCUUGGAGUGAACCAAUUCUUAUACGAUGACGAGUGUAUUCUCGAAGCUAAUAGUUCCAUAAAUGGAUGGAACAACGAUUGUCAAGCAGACCUUUUCUUGCCUAACAUUACCAACGAGGCAGUCAUAUCUUGCUACAUACACGAAACAUGCACAGAUAUUGACUGUUGUGUUUUUGUUGAAGAACUACAAAUGUCAUUCCGUCUAACAUUCAGUCUGAAAGAGUGCGAUCUUGUUCUGGAAAUUGAAAUAGAGAAACUUAACCAUGAAAUCUUACUUACUCACGUUGUAGGAGGACAUCAAACAAUGGUCAGUCUACAAGGUUUCCUUCGCCUUGAAUUCACGAUUGAAGAGUUUUCAUCAGAGGAAUUUAUACUUCAAAUGAAAUUAAAAAUCUGUUUGGAAAGUGACUAUGCCUGCGAAAGAGAAAUAGAUAUAUUUGAUGACACAAGAUUACCCCGGCGUGUCUGCAGUUUCCCGCCGGAUUUUGAUAAUGCUGAAUUUUCAUUGACAACGUGGAUGUUAGAAAAUGGAGUGUCAGAUGCAUACGAUAUGUCUGAAAAGCAAACGGAUAACCUCAUACGUGACCUGGGUUUACUUCAUCUUCUCACCAAAACUCCAUGCACAACCAAUAGCAGUUUAGCAGAAGGUCUUCUUGAAGUAGACGUUAUGGAAUAUUCAAAUGAUACUGUGUGUACACGGGAUCCUAAUAGUAGUUACUUUGAAUGUUGCAUGCGAUCUAAUGUACUUGACAGAAACCUUUGGAUGAACUUCACUCUUGACCCUUGUAGCUAUCUAAUGGAAGUCAAUGUUGAAAAUAUCAACGAGAAAAUAGAACUGCUUAACUAUAAUUGGGGAACGAGGCACAGUGUGAAUGCCAAAGGAGUAUGGGGAGUAAGGUUCAUGGUGACAAAUGUACAAUCGAAGAAGUACUUUUCUAUUGACAUUGAUCUGCAGCUAAGUUUUGAAUCCAGUGGGAAUAAUGCUUCAACAAUUACAGUUGCAAAUGAUUUGAGAAUGCCUUAUCCAUCCUGUCCGAACAUAUCUACGAAUGAUCUAUUUCAGCCUUAUUAUGGUAUAUCACACGACUUUUGGAGAUUAACAAAAUGUAUCGUAAAUAAUACCAGUGGUGUAAACGGUACAUACCCUAUAAAUGGUACAGACGUUAUAAAUGGUACAGACACGAUAAACGGUACAGAUACUAUAAAUGGUACAGACAACAUAAAUGAUGCAGACACCAUAAAUGGUACAGACACUAUAAAUGGUACAGACACUAUAAAUGGUACAAACACCAUAAAUGGUACAGACACUAUAAAUGGUACAGAUACCAUAAAUGGUACAGAUACUUUAAGUGAUGACCAAAGAAUCGAUUGUGACGACCUUCCCGAAUCGCUGGCAGAAAUUUGUCACUACAAUAGCGAUUGCAGCCAGUUGUCAUGUUGUACCGACUUGUACUUCAAACAAGGUCAAGAGGAGGCAAUAAAUGCGCUUAUUCAAAUCGGAAUUAACUGUAACGACAUUGUACAAUACGAAAUAGAAAACAAAAUCUGGACAAGAACAUUAUCAAGCUUUCCUGAUGUGAUAUCCAGUGGUAUAGCAGACUGUAUUUUUAUUGAUCUUAUCAUCGACAAAAUGGCUUCAUAUCAUUUGGUGUCACUAAACAUUACUGUCUGCGCAGUUUCCUUCGGCGAAACUGUGUGCGACGUGAACUUCAUGAUGGAAAAUAUCAAACUGGCUAAGGUUCAAUGUACGAAAAGGAAGAAAAGAGAUGUAAUGGAUAUCUACAAAGAUGAUCCUGACUUUAAAGUGCUUGUUCGAGAACUCAUGAAUGAGGGCGCAACAAAAAAUGAAAUUCAGACUAUGUUUAAUGAUCUGAUUGAAGAAGAGACCUUGCAAAAGGAGCAGGUGUGGGAAGCUGAACUCCUGCCAGAUGACGACUCCAGUUCAAGUUACUCAUUGGUCCUGAAAUCUCUCGGACAAAAUAAUCCUGAAACUUUGAAAUAUCAGCGUGGCUUUUAUGCCAACACGAAUGUUACCGUAACAGGAAGUGAAGCGAUUUUGUCCAUUCUUGGAAAUGUCAUUAAUGUUUUCAAUAGAGCAGAUCAACCCUUUAUCGUUGGAAGUGGCUUUUCCGAAGCGGGCAUCAAAUUAUUGGGAGAACAUCUGGCAGAUAUGACAAUCGGGGAUGUAGAAGCACUGUUACAUAUGAAUAAACUUGACCCGCUUAAGAUAUUUCAAAUAACCAAUGAUUUUAUUGGUCUUGGAAAAGCUUUGUACUCAGAAGUAAUGGAGAAGAUGGUUGAUAGGACAUUAGAAUAUGCGUUUAAGACUUUUGAAAUAACGUUCACUGGCUACCUACCGUUUCCGACAACGCCUGUUCAUUUUUACCAAAGUCCACCGAUCAAUAUUCCAAUUGGAGGCAUCAUCAGCCUAACAUUUAACUUUGGGGCCGAUGGAUAUUAUGGAGUAAAACUUGGAUGGGAAGGAAAACUGAUUGCCAGAACAGCCGCUGCCAUCGUGCAACCGCAUGGAGCAUUAACCGCAUACGGAGAAGCUGGAAUCGGAAUAGGACCUUUGUUUGCAAAACUUAGAUUAGAAGGCAGCCUAAUAAACGUUAGAUUUCCGACUCGAGCUGAACUGCAUUUCUCUAAAUUUCCUCUGGAUGUUUCCUUGGCAAUGGACCUUGAUCUUAUACCUGUUAGACUGCAGCUGUCAGCUUUAGUGACGUUUGAGAUGAAAUUUUUAUUCUUUUCAUUUCGAGCAACAUUAUUUCGUGCAAAACUUUGGGAGUAUUCAUCCCCACGAAUCAAGAAAAAGGUAAUUGAUGUCUCUACUGAGGAAACAGAUACUACGCCACCGGAAGUGUCACAACCCAUCCACGAUGACCAGGUUGAAAUAAUACUUCCAGAAUGUGAGGUGUUUCAACAUAAAUAUCUGGAUUACACAGAACCAGAAUAUUCGAUAUCGGUAGCAGCUUCUGAAGACAAAGGACCAUUGCGGUUCUUCCUUGACAUUGGGACAGUUCCGGGAAAUAAUGAUAUUGUCAACAACAGGGAGCUUGGGGGUCCAUCAACAGUUAUAACCACUUCAAUGGAUGAGUACCCGACAGGGCAACCAUUAUAUUUUACGCUUUAUGCUGAGAAUACAAGUGGAGCAAGAUCUCCCACAACAUGUAUGUUACCAACGUAUGAUACAACUCCACCUACCGGAAGAAUCACUGCUGAAUUUUUGACAACAAGCAAUCCAGCAAUCAUGAAAGCGUCCGUGCUCGUCCAUGAUGACUCUGAAAUCAUUGACGCAGCUGUAGCAGUUGGCUAUGGGAAAGGGAUAUAUGGAGAUCAAAUUCAACACUGGACUUCCAUUGAACUAAACGAACGUGAACACAUUGUUUCUGACAAUAACCCAUUGUCACAUUUUACGGAGGCUCAAACAGGAAAACUUGUGUCUACACCUAUUAAAGUGUAUAUGGAUAUUCAAACCAUGAGUUCAUGUGCAGAACUAUGCUUAAAGCUAGACCAUUGUGUCAGUUUUAACUACGACCUUGGUACAAGCAAACAAUGCGAAUUACUACGGUCUAUUAGAAAUUACGACGAAUCUUUAGCUGUGGCUGCAAAAUUCUGCCAUUUUGAACGGCUUGGAAGCGGACAUUUCAUAGAAGUUUAUCAUGACACUUUCAACCUGACCCAUAAUUCCCUUUACUUCAUCAAUUUGGAUCUGACAAACAUUCUCGGUUAUAGAACUAUGUUUGGAAGUGACGGUGUUCUAACAGAUUUUACAUGUCCUGAACCAGGUUACAUAAACAACGCAGCUAGUGACACUCUUGAAAUAUCAGAUUGCCUAUCAUUGAUUCCAGCAGAUCGACCAGAUCUAACGCGAUUUUGCGUUCGUGUUCAUCCUGAGCGAUUCAAUAGAAGGCAAGUAAUAAACAUUGCAUUUAGACGAUUAGCUUUCACGACGAAACUUAUAAUAGAUGGGGAAGGCUCCAGGACUGUUUACAAUGGCGACAAGCAAAUGUCUGAUAUUUUGUUUACAAGAAGUAACAACUAUAUUGCAGGAAAUUGGGACGGAAUCCAUGACAACGAAACAGACAUACGGGCUUAUACGCUGUCUGUAGGAAGGGCAAUAUGUGAAGACUUAAUCCACCCACACCAUGAUCCACAUAAACAUUUGAUGCACAAGUCACAGUGGACAUACAUGGCAAUCAUAACACCGUCUCUGGACUACAACCCGUUUCCUCUCCCAUCUGGAUUAUACUACCUCACUGUAAGUGCGAUAAAUAAAGUUGAGUAUGGCGGACCACUUUCUCUAACAGUAUGCCACUCCACUCCAUACGUGAUAGACACUUCCAAGCCUAUAAUAUAUGAAAUAUACAAUGUACGAUAUGACGAAGAACUACACGAACUGUCAGCAGAACAUAACUCUUCUGACCCGGAAUCUGGCAUUGCUUUUUACGAGGUUUGCCUGGGACAAAACCCUCGAAGUUGCGGAAUUUUCUCCUGGACCCAGUUCCCUAAUCUCCCAUAUUUCCUACAUAAUUUUCAAAUUCCAGACGGGGUAUCUGCUUGGCUAAGGCUUAAAGUAACGAACAAUGUUAAUCUUCAUAUUGUUGGGCAGGCGGACAGACCGAUUACUAUAGAUGCAAGUGCACCUUUUGCGGGAACCGUAUUUGACGGAGAAUUAUUACAAGAGGAUCUGCAAUUCACGCGAUAUUCAAAUAAGAUAUGCUCUAACUGGUUUGACUUUUACGACCCGGAGUCAGGAAUAUAUGCUUACGAAGUCGGUGUUGGAACAGUAACUGGGCUGACAGAUGUGGCAGAGCUGAAGAAACUGGCACAUCAAGUGCAUCAGUAUUGCUUUUCCCUACAUGAAAACGUAUUGCAGCAUAAUCAUGUAUAUUACGUAAUCGUUUGGGCUGUUAACGCCGCCAGUAAUCAGCGAAAUGUUUCCAGUGUUUCAGAUGGAGUGCGCGUAGAUUUGACAGCACCUGAGGAAGGCAUGGUUGUAGAUGGGAAUUUAGAGGACUUCUUAAAUCUGCAAUACAGCUCUUCUAAAACUAAUGUUCAGUUACAGUGGAAAAACUUCAUGGAUCCAGAGUCAGGCAUCCGUACAUACGAAGUUCAAACAUUAAGGAAAAGCUAUGAGAACAACGAAUGGAAUAUUGUGACUAACUGGACAACUGUCGAAGAUUAUGCUAUGCAGUCGGGCUGGAAAAACAAUGAUUUUGCUCACAAAGAUGAAAUCAAAUCGAAACUUAGAGUUAUUAAUGGUGCUCUAAACGAAAUAGUAGCAGAAACUGAUGGAUUUAUGAUAGACUUAACAGCACCAACAGCAGAAUAUAUGAAUGAUGGUAGUGAUACAGGGCAGGAUAUUGAAUACCAGUUUGAUACGACUGAAAUUGCUUUGAACUUCAAGUUUCAUGACGAAGAAUCGGGCAUAUAUCGUCUGAAAAUCCAAAUAUUUGAACAACUGCAAGGUAGUACAAGACAAUUCUAUCCCGAGAACCCUGGGGAAUGGAUAGACGUACAUGACAGCAACAGUUCCAAAUUUACGCAGUCUGGACUACUGCUGACAUCCGGACGAAAAUACACAGGACGUAUUUAUGCUGUAAAUGGCGCAGGACUAGUAUCAACCCAUGAAUCUAAUGGUGUUACUAUUGACAAUUCACUCCCUCAGAUCAAAUGGUUGAAUGUUGGUGUUCUAACUGGAGACGAGGAAACAGUAAACGGCCAUAUAUGGCAAUCAGAUCACAAUGGAAUAAAGGCAUCAUGGCGAGCCAGCGAUCCUCAGUCUGGUAUCCUUGUUGUCGAAUAUGCCGUCGGAACGUCUAUAGGAGGCACAGAUAUUCUUGACUGGACUAUUCAUGGUGAUUCUAUAAGCAGUGCGUAUAUCCAGUGUGUUCUCCAAGAUACAGAUCAACAAAGUCAACAGCCAUUGUAUUAUUUAUCCAUAAAAGUCAAAAACGGUGCCGGCGCAUGGAGUAGUAUCCGUGUAUCCACGCCAAUCGAGGUUGUUCCAGAAGAUGUUACAGGUAUCGUGCACGACGGUAUCACAUAUGACGUUGAAUAUCAAACUGAUACACAUACUGUCGCAAUGCAUUUCUCUGGAUUUGAGAGCAAACUCCAUGAUAUAUCAGCAUACGACUGGGCUGUAGGCACAAGUCCUGGGGACGAAGAUGUGUUACCAUAUAUUGAAAGGGGAAUUGUCCUCACUGAGCAGAAAGAUACCUUAGAAAAUGGUGUAACAAGUUCAGGGUUCGCACAUAUACCAAUGAAUCUAGAUCAUGGAAAGGUAUAUUAUACGACCAUGAGAGCAAAGACUAAUGCAGGAAAUAUAUUGCAAGCCACAUCAAAUGGUUUUAUUGUUGAUACGACACCGCCAGAGGUUACAUUUAAUAGUCUAACAGAAGACUUGUUUGAAAACAAUACUGGUGUUAUCUAUCAACAUGACCAGUCAUCACUGACUGCUUCCUGGCAGUACAGGGACGACGAAAACUUUCCAGGAGACAGUGAAGAAAAUAUAGACGUCACGUGGUUUGCAGUUGGUACAUACCCAAUGGCAGCAAACGUUUACGAUUAUGCGUAUCAGAAUAUAACGCCUAGUUUUGAUAAUUCUGUAGAAGUGACACCACUUGGCUCGGGCAAAACGAAUAUCAUAAGUGUAGGUGCAAGAAAUAAAGCUGGAUUAGCCUCAUCUACCAUAUCUCCACCAGUUUUACUAGAUGACUCAGCUCCAGCGGCUGGCACAGUUUCAUGUCCAAAAUAUAUUCAGAGUCGUGCAGCAGUUGCAUGUACAUGGACUGGAUUCGUCGAUAAGGAAAGUGCAAUUCAGAAAUACUUUGUAACCUUCGGAACGAAACAAGGUUUUGAUGAUCUGUUUUCAAAGCACGAAUUGAACGGUCAUACGAAUAGAAUAUUUGCUGAAGGAAUACCAAAGGACCAUGCAGACGUUAUAUAUGCUACUGUGACAGCAGAAAAUAGCGUAGGAUUACUUGUAAGUGCUUAUUCAGAUGCGAUUGUUGUAGAUGACACACCCCCAACACCUGGCAUAGUUGUUGAUCUACCAAGCAUUUCUCAAAUCGACCCAAAUGAUGCAGACAGAACUGUCAAAAUGACUAGAAAGGCGUGUUCUACUGUGGAAGAAUGUUUGGAGAUAGAUGCAACGUGUACGGAAGCUUUAACAUAUUUCUGCUUAGCCUGGACUGGAUUUCAAGAUCAAGAAUCUGAAAUAUUGGAGUACCAGUUGGCCAUAGGAACAUCACCGGGUGGAGCUCAGAUUGUUCCUUUCUUCUCCGUUUCACCCGAAACCAAUUAUUAUUUUGUAUCAAAUAUUGAUGUGAAAGGACAAAGAAAACUAUAUGCAACUGUAAGAGCAGUGAAUGUUGCCCUGUUAACGACAGAAGUUCAUUCUGACGGUGUAUAUUUAUCCUACAUAAGUCAAGGCCUACCAGCACUUCAGCCUAUAGGCGUUUUCGAUUCUGCUCAACACGCAGCUGAAGACAUCCAGUUUCAAACGGACACGACGUCAAUCGAAGCUAAAUGGGAUAUGUCGGGUGACCCAUGUCCUGUUUCCAAAUACGAGUGGUCAAUUGAAAUGACAAAUGGAACGGUGAUUCAAGAUUUCGUCGAUAUGUACACAUCCACUCAUGGUAUUAGUGAUCGACUUGACUUAAUAGAAGGCAAACGAUAUUACAGUCUUGUGAGGGUUCAUAACAUGAUGGGGUAUGUUUACACCCUACGAUCGGAUGGAGUGACGGUCGAUUCAAAUCCAAUGUUCCCAGGAAUAGUUUAUGAUGGAGAUUUAACUGGCUAUGACCUUCAAGUGCUUUCUUCUAGAACAAAUGUUACAGCUAACUGGGAAGGUUUUGGACAAAAGCGUGUACCAGGGGUAACAGGAAGCGAACAAACAGUGAACAUGGGACUACAGUCAGAUGAUGAGAGAGACCCGAAUCAAGAAGUUGCCUAUUACACAGUGGCUCUAGGUACAGACAGACGAUUUCCUAAAACAUGGGAUAACAUAGUGCCUUUUACAAAUGUUGGACUUAACACUUCAGUUACUUUCAAAGACUUGGAGCUCGAAGCAGGAUUUGCCGUGUACUAUUUUACAGUCCGGGCAUUUAGCGUCUCGUAUACAUGGACGACAACAACAUCUAACGGUUUUUAUGUCAAAUUUGACGGCGGAGUUACAGCCGGCAGCAUUGAUAUGCCAGAUUUCAUCAGCACAGAUAUUCAGCUUGAAGUAGUUUGGAAUGACUUCAGCUCCAACGUUGGAAUGCUUCUGUACUAUAUUGCAAUAUCAGAUCACAGGAGCAUUAGCCCUGGAGACUGCAGACGAUACGUCGACGGCGGAAAAGCAAGCGAAGCAGAGAAAACCGCGGAGUUCAACAUUUAUCCGGUGACUACCGCUGGAAUUAAUACAUACCGAAAUGUCGAAGAACUGUCACUUGAACAAAACACCAGCUACUUCAUAUGGAUUAUGGGCGUAGACAAGUCGGGAGAAUGUAAUAUGACCUACCAUCAAUUUACUGUGGACACAACACCACCAGAUGCUGGACGUAUUUCUGCAGGACCAUAUUUUGAUAUGAAACUCGCUUUUACGAGGUCAUAUACAUCUCUUACUGUCAACUGGGAAGGAUUUUACGAUGCUGAAUCCGGCAUAGAUGUGUUUAACUUAACGCUUUGGCAAAAGGGGAAAUGUUCAGCAGGUCCUCUGGGUACGAUACCGAACAUCAUUGAGAAUGUUCAGUUACCAGGAAACUACACAAUAUACACCUUCGUAGACCUCAAUAUACAGGAGUUGACAGUAUACAACGUUUCUAUAGAAGCUAUUAACAGAGCUGGCCUUAACAGUUUUGCACAAACAUCACCAGUGCUUUAUGAUGAUUCAUUGCCGAGUGCAGGUCAUGUUACAGAAGGUUCAGUCUUUACAGAAGAUGUUGUUUGGUGGGGAUACACCAACCACAUGAAUGGUUCAUUGCUCCACUUUCCGAUGAACGUGGAUGACCCGUGUCCUCCAAACCGGGUAAAAAUGACAGACAACAAUUGGAGAAUUUUACAACUGGCAAGUCUUAACGACCCUGAUGGCUUUGGUUGGAAAUUACAUCACAGAAAAGUUAACAUCCAUAUAGAUAGUUACAGAGAUACGUGUACUAUAAAGAUUGCAAGAGAUUCCAAAAGUGAUAAGAUAUUUUCUGCCGCAUAUAUACGCCAAGCUAAUUUGAAUAAUGGAGGCACUUACGAGCUAUCUGUGAAAGCCGCGGAUGGAAAUGGGUUAGCAGUUACAGGUAUUACGUUUUUAAAUGGUGAAGACACAGACUUACAUAUAUAUGAUCAUCAGGAAAAGGACUGGACAGAGGGGUCUUGCGUUUGCUGUUUCGAAACUAACAUGACAAUCUGUGACUGCAAUUGUGACGAAUACUUGAGUGCACGGGACUUGAAUUUUACGAUCUCAACUGACAUUGAAAGUGAGGCAGAGAGGGCAGAGUACAACACUGAUUAUAUAUACAAGGCACACCCAUCAGCUUGCGGUGUACAGAUAUAUGCAGGAUUUGGGCCGCAUAUAAUAACUUGGUGUCGCUUUAACGAUACAAGAAAUGCAAUGUCAGUCACAUCUGAAUUAGACUUUGAUCCCUCUGAUGACUCGCAUACGUACAUCAUAGAUUUCUUCUUGAAAAAAGAAGACCUAACGUAUACAGACUGUAUCCAAGCCUUUAUUGACGGUCAAAAGAAGUCUGAAAUGUGUGGCAUUCCUUCAUUAAGUACUACAACCCAGUUAGUUCUCCAUGUUUGGAACAAACAUAACACGCUUCCGCCUUUGGAUGUUUUUGACUUGUGGACAGCGAAAGCAUCAUUUGGACAAUUAAUAAUGCCUCCAGACGCCGACGCACUUUGUAGAUAUGGCGAACCAUUCCAGGGAGGUACCAAUGCUAUAGUGCGGUAUGAAGCAGCUUUAGGGACUUCAAAAGAUGAACCUGACAUGGUGGAAUUUCAAGAAGUAAACAGUCCUUGUAUUCCAUGUGCAAAUGAGUGCUCAAAGUUUGACUGUGAUCCAGACUGUGUAUCGGAAACGUAUACACUCCUAACAUUUUCAGUUGACAAUAUUACCAUCAACGCUACUUAUAGUGGUUCAUUAUACCUUAUUGUGAAAGCUGUUUUAGCAUCUGGUGCAGAGGUAAUAUCUGCCUCAAAUGGGUUUUAUAUUGAUUUAACUCCUCCAGUCUUUGAAGAAGAAGUGUUCCUUUACUUUGACGUACGGCAAGGUGAAUUCGUGCCAACUCAGUAUCAAGGUUCUAAUGAUACCAUUAAGGCACUAUGGCUGUGUACAGAUGACGAAAGUGAAAUAAAGGAAUAUGAAUGGGCUAUUGGAACAAGUGUUGGUGGAGAAGACAUUCAAAAUUUCACAUCAACUGGGACUUUUUCGGCGUCCCAGAAUUCAAACUUGAACGGAGUUCUAAAGCAUAAUGUUACGUACUUUGUCAGUGUUAAAUGUACUAACGAAGCAGACCUAUCGACUAAAUGGACAGACACCACUGGAGUAACGGUCUUGCUGGAAGAACCAGAUGAAACUACUGUUGAUGCAGUUGCUGUUAAUGCUGAGAACUUUGAUCGACCUGUUUAUCCAUCAACAGCGCUAGAAUCGUCAGAAACGACGGCUUGUGGCUUAUCUUGGUCAAAGAGUACAGAUGAAUAUGUAGAACGAUAUUACUACUGCGUUGGAGACUCUGUUGAAGUCAUUGACAAUGUUGUCCCUUGUAUGUUGGUUGGAUAUAAUUCUUCAGGCAGAGCUGAAAUUAAAAACGGUCACUUGUAUAUAGAUGAUACACCUUUCUACAGUAUUUCUGAACUUAAAGUUCUAAGCGAAGGCAUCUAUGAUACUAGCAAUUCCAAUAAUGACUCUGACAAUGUGUUCAAAAUGGAACGAGGAAGGACACUUUUUCUUUAUAUGCGGCUAUGCAACAAAGCUCAGAUUUGUACUGAUAAACUUGUCAAUUCAAUAUUAUUUACGGAUGAUACUUCUCUAUUGCUAACUUCAACCGCCGGUGAAGCCGUUGAAUAUAAUCUUGUGCCAAAGACCUCCAGGAAGAAACGUGAUUUGACAGUUUCGGAAAUCCUAAUAGAAAUGCCUUCAGGUAUGGAGCCCGGACAGAGUGUACUAGUAGGCGAGCUCUCAGAAGAGGACGUGUACACAAAUUAUGGUUCAGAUGCUUCGUCUGUAUUCACGCCCUACGUGGUGAAUCCUUUUGAAACAGUCAAUAUGACCGAACGGGACUUAUUUGGACGGAUCACAUCAUUCCUUCUGUAUAUCACACUUAGUCCUGUUGGUCAGGAACCGCUCUCUGGAAGUCUGAAAAUGACAUUUCCACAGGAAAGCUUAGAUUCAAACAGCGCUGGAUUCCUAACAAGCAUUGUCCAUUGGAACCCAGACCUACAACAAUGGCAACAGACUGUGAAAACAUGCCUAUUGGAGAAUAGUACUAUAACUGAUAAUGAAGUUGACGGAACCACAACAAUCAAGGUAUGUGACACACGCAGGACAAAUUUCAGUGAUAUUGUGGAAAAAUAUUUCUGGAAGGAAACUCAGUUUGCCGUUGUAUCCAUGACCACAACAAUAGAAAAUACUGCCCCUACGCUUCUUGAGCCAUUGUACAUUGUUAUUGAUGAAGACGCAGUAAAUGCGAAAUUCGUACUGAAGGCAGAUGAUUUAGAAGGUGACGAUGUUGUAUUUUCGAUAUCGCAAGAAGUCAGAUUUUCUUACGGAAAUGUCAGCAUUUACGAAAACAGCCUGUAUAUUACAUUGUGCGAAAAUUGUUACGGCAUAAGCGUUAUUCAGGUCAUGUUAAAUGAUAUGCCAGAGUCUGCUGAUGUUAUUUCAUCUCAGUCUAUGUAUAAUAUAACGGUAGAAGUUGUGCAUGUUAACAACCCACCGUUUAUAUCGCUUUAUUCCUUGGAGGGAGGCUAUUUACUACAUGAGGAUCCUACAGAAAAUGUCAUGAUUUACAAAGACCAAGAAGGUGAAGUGAUUUCACAUGAUGUAGGAAUAAUAAUAGCUUACGAUAUCGACGGGCAACAAAACCUUACAAUACUGUCGAACGCAAGUGGCACUGGGAUGUUUGAACUAUACAAUGUCAACAGGCAGACAAUGUUUGAAAUAAUUGGUUGCAGUGAGACAGAUUGUUCUCGAGCUGGUGUUGAAACCUCGCCCAAGAAUAUUGAAUGGCGGGGUACAUAUAUAAAAUUUACGCUGUUGAACACAACAUACACAGGAAUUGAUGAAAUAAAGCUUGUUGCCCAAGAUGAAAAUGGGACAUAUUCGGAUGUUAUUACAGUUAAUGCAGUCAUCAUUGAGAACAAAUGCGUGCAUGGAAGUUGCAUAAGUAAGAGUCCUCUGGAUUAUACAUGUAGCGAUUCCCGAAGGAUUGGAAAUUUUGAUCUGUAUUAUACAUGUGAAUGUCCGGUGUCAUGGAAAGGUCCAUACUGUGAAAAUGACGUGAAUGAAUGUAAUCUUGGUUUAUGUGAAUCCAGGAAAGAGUGCGAAAAUACCGUUGGCAGCUAUAGUUGUUAUUGUAAAUCCAGCGACAUUAUUUGCAAACUUUCCCUUGAAAUAUGGGAGUUUUCUAUUAUAUCAACAGUAAUUUCCGCUGUGCUUGUUGCUGCGAUAAUCAUAAUUGUCGUAAUUGUACUAAAGCGGAAAUUUAAAUGGCGAAGGCUGAUUUAUGCAGAAAACGAAGUUGUUCCCAUUUCUACUCCAGCAGCAAGACGUUUUGAUCCCUCUAAACUUAUCCCUCCAAUACCGGAAAGUCCAGAAUAUGAUGAUCAACCUGCUCCGCCGAUAAUGCUUUACAAAGCGAAGAGAGCAUUGAAAAUGUUCAAAGGUAAAAGAGACCACCCAGAACCAAAAGCAGUGAACACGGGAGCGAUGAAUGAAUGCAGGCCCUCCUGUUCGGCUGAGGAGAUGCGUGAUGUACCAAUGGUCACACCACCGGAAGAAUUUCAACUUGGAUUUCACCAUGCGAACAGUGUAUUGUCGAUCAGUCAAAUCGAACCAACGGAAACUGAUGGAUGUUAGAUUCAUCUGACUAAUAUUGAACACCAGACUUACAUUGUGUACGUGCAAGUUCGUAACUUGGGAUAGGAAAAGAGCAUUAUUGAACAAUUUUCUCUUGAUUUUGAAACAUAAAUAGUUUAUUAAAUGAAGUUAACUUGCUUAAUUCAUUUUGAUUUAAUGUACAUUUGUAUUUACCUUCUUUUAGAUUUCUCAUCUGUUUGUUCUUUCUACAUUUAUAUUUACUGUAGAGUAGUCUUAAGAUGUUUUAAUGUAUUUGUGUAACUAACCAGUAACAUAAACGUUUCGGCUGCAUUAUGUUUAAUAAAUGUAACAUCAUAGAGCUAAACAAGGUAACGUAAAAACCGUCGUAAAACUGGAAUUAAAAAGAUGUAUAUGAACGUCAGAUUGUGCAACAACAAUUAGCUUUAUCAGAUCAAAAUUUUGUUCUCCAGGACUAGGAUUACUUUCUUUUCUUUUUAUCGUAAGACGCAUUGCAACAUAAAGUCGACUUUAGGUUUUUGAAAUGGUACUAAAAUAUAAUUUCAUAUUCAAUCCUACAAUAAAAGAAAGAAAAAGUGAUUAUUUUAGCCAUGCCAUGGGAAAACCAACAUAGAUCUAGUGGCUUUGCGACCAGCAGGGAUCCAGACCAGCCUGCGCAUCCGCGCAGUCUGGUCAGGAUCCAUGCUGUUCGCUAACAGUUUCUCCAAUUCCAAUAGGCUUUAAAAGCGAACAGCAUGGAGCCUGACCAGACUGCGGGGAUGCGCAGGCUGGUCUGGAUCCAUGCUGGUCGCAUACCCACUAUGUUGGUUUUCCCAUGGCACGGCUCAUUUAACGUUUUUAUUUUUUUUCUUAUACCAAACGAAUAGUAUACCGCAUGAUGAGCGUUUCUGGAAAUAUUAAUAUAUGUCUGUAUCUUCAUCACACUCAGAACAAAAACUAUUUUUAAAGCGUUUAUCCAUAAUUACCAGUUUAAAUUUCUAGAUGUCUGCCAGAUUCUUUUAGAACAAGAAUAGCUUUCAUAAAACGUGUGAGACACAAGCUUUUUUUUUUCAAUGAAAUCAUGCGUGUGCAUAUUUAUGGCCAGGCUUGCAUCAAGAUGCUUUCAUGCUGUUCAUCAUAUUCUUGCUUUAAAAAAACUACCACUAUCUCUACAUGUGUUUUGUAACGUCACUUUAUAUUGAGACUUGACAUUGCAGUGUCCACCAUAAUAAACAAUAUUUAAAUAUCAAAAAGAUACAACAUUGAAUACAAAUUUCGGAGAGCACAUUUCAUAAUCAGAUUUAGUAUAAAAGCAGUUUAAAAACAAGAUAUCCUUCUAUGCUAAUCAUAAGAAAUAUUAAACUGGGUGUGAAGAAACGGUUAAAAAAUAAAUGGGUGUUUUGCUUUUAUUCUGCUUUUUGUUAUUGUUGUUGUUUUUGUUUGUUUGUGUUUUGAUAAAUGUCCGUAUCAUUUAUCAUUUUGUCGGGCUUAGGUUUUCAUAAACUUUCUUGUAAAUUACACAAGUCUGCACAAUAGAUUCGCAAUAGAUUCAGUGAUUUACAGAAAUAUGAAAUUCAUCUAAAGAUAUUUUCAGAACAAAGAAGAGAUGACACUAAUUAGGCGGGGGGCGUGUUUUUGUUGUUGUUGUUGUUGUUGUUGUUUUGCUUUGAUUUAUUUUUUGCGUAUUUUAUUAACGAAACUAUGUAUAGGAUUAAGAUCACGUUAGUAUCUUUUACUAUAAUUUUACUGUGAUAUCAUUUUUUGUUUUCUCUUUGUUUUCUUUUGACGAUCAAUGUAUAUUUGAGAUUUAUAUAAUACAACACAAAAAAUGAAAAUUUA